Messenger RNA from Fraxinus pennsylvanica, 447 nucleotides. The record is from the annotation of a GenBank genome assembly. NCBI's taxonomy places the organism in Eukaryota, Viridiplantae, Streptophyta, Magnoliopsida, Lamiales, Oleaceae.
AUGAUCUCUGAUGGAACGACUGCUUCAAGGCCAAAGCACACCUUGAAUGAUAAUGUCCUAAGCACCGAUCACAUCGAAUGGGCGAGAAAAAUGAGAAAAAGAACGAAGGCGAGAAGAAGGUGGCUGAAGGCGGUGGCGGAAAGAAGGACAACGCUCCACCACUGUCCUGGUUCGUCCUUUGAAGUGUGUGGGUGGAUGACAGGAGGGAUUUCAGUGUCAGCAAAUGUGAAGUUUGAAGCAAUAGAUGGAGAAAAAUCUGUAACUUACGUAAUCCUGGAUGGCGAUCUUAUGCAGCUUUACAAAAGUUUCAAGGGCACAGUUAUUGUUAGUGACGGCUCUGUCAAAUGGCAUUUCAAGUAUGAGAAAAUUCUUGAGAUAGUCCCAAUUCCAGAAGUUUGUGCUGCUUUAGCAAUUGAGGUGACUGAAGUGGUGGAUCUUGUUAUAUGA